AUGAGUAAAAUUUUUCAACGUGUACGAGGUGUUUUUAAUAGGAAUAAUCGUCGUUCUAAACCAACAACACCGGACACGGUAGUCAAUCCAUACGAUAAACGAAAAAAAUCAAAGCGUAAUAGAACUGAUGAAUAUGAUGAUGAUGAUAGUACUGAUGACGACGACAUAGAAGAUAUAACAGGUGAUGAUAGAUCACAAAAAACGCAACCGCAAAGACAGGUAAAUGGUACACAACAACUAUUAAAUGAAGAUCGUCCGUUAAUUUUAUCUAAUCCUAAUAAUAAUAAUACUCAAUUGAGAAAUAUAACAAAUGGUAAUCAAUCGAAUUUACCAAAUAAUAUCAAUACGAAUAUAAAUCCUCCAGUAAAUUUCAAUAAUCCUCCUAUUAAUAAUUCUACUUUACCACCACUUGCACCAUUUCAACCCCGAACUAAUGAGCCAACUCCUCGUGUACCAUUGAAUUCUACUCCUGAACAAUCUCUAGAUGGUUUACAUUCUAGAACAACUCCUAAUCGACCACCGAUAAAUCGUAUUCCUCAGCCAAUUGUAAGACGUAGUUUAUCUCCUCUUAUAUAUCGCGAACGACCACCAUUACGAAUUAGUCCUCAUUCAACUCUCAUUGGUCUUCCUGCAAAUUUAAAUCGUCAAUUACAUAAUCCAUCAUCUCGACCAGUUCGUUCUUCUUUUACUCAACGUACAAAUCGACCUCAUUCAUCAUUUCAAUCACGAAAUCAUUUUUCCAAUUACGAAUAUGAUUAUCCUAUUGAAGAUAUUAUAAUCGAUAAAAAUAUCCCCUCAUCAAUUGCUAUGAAAAUAAAUCAAGCUGUUGAACAAGAUCGUGUUGGUAAUACUCAUCAUAUUGAAUGUCGAUUAGUUCGAAAUACUCCUCAACAUGGUUUAAGACAUAUACGUGAAAUUCCUAAUCAAAAUUAUUCUUAUUCCUAUAAUCAACCUCAAUUAAUCAUUAAUGAAAUACCUCAAGUCAAUUAUUAUUAUCCUCAAUAUGAUUUAAACUGUAUACCAAUACCUAUAAAUCAUUACAUAGCACAUUCUAUACCUAAUGAUCCCAUGCAAAAUUAUUAA
Adineta steineri is the source of this 1083-nucleotide messenger RNA. Lineage: Eukaryota; Metazoa; Rotifera; Eurotatoria; Adinetida; Adinetidae. The record is from the annotation of a GenBank genome assembly.